ACAAGCCGGUUAAACGGUCUGUCUAUUGCUCAAAUCUAAAAAUCAUAUUCUGGCACGCACACACACACACACACACACACAGCCGCUAUGUUGGCUUACUAUUUGAUAAUAGCGCUCUAUGCGAUCUUAACGCUAUUCAUGAUGGUUGUUGGUAUGCUACGUUCGCGUAUGCUCUAUUGGCGCCGGCGCGGUAUACCACACGAUCAGCCGGCUUUUAUAAUUGGAAAUCUGAAAGGUUUUACGAUCACGCGCCAACUCGCCGAAAUAUUACUUGAAACAUACAAUAAGUAUAAAGGCGGUGAGGGUCCCUUUUGUGGCUUUUAUUUGCUCGUCAAACCCAUCGCACUUGUGACGGAUUUGGACUUGGCACGUAAUGUGCUCAUACGAGAUUUUCAUAAGUUCGACGAUCGCGGUUUAUUCCACAACAAACGAGAUGACGCAAUUUCGGAGAAUCUUUGGAACUUGGAACCAGCAGAGUGGCGCGCAUUACGCAAAAAACUUUCACCCAUCUUUGCAAGCGGCAAGAUGCAGCUCAUCUUCCCAAUCGUAGCGAAUGUAGGCGAGCAGCUAACGCGAACUUUUUCCGACCUGCAAAACGUUGACGCCGAACAAGAUAUGUACGAGUUGUUUCAGCGUUAUACAACGGACGCCAUUGCCAGCUGCAUAUUUGGAGUGGAGUGUAAUAGUCUCAGUAGUCCGGAUACGGAGUUCCGUGCGUUUAGGUCACACGUGUCUUCGAAAUCUCGCCACAAUAACUUUGUGCAUGCGCUGAUGCAGUGUUUUCCCAGACAAGCACAACGAUGGCGAAUGAGACAGACGACGGACGAAGUGCACAACUUUUACUCCCACUGGGUAGGCAAGACGAUUCUGCAACGCGAGGAGCAGAACAUUAAGCGCAAUGACCUCAUGCAGGCGCUUAUAGAGUUGAAGAAUGCGAAACAAGAGGAAAAUCGGCUUAGCAUCACGGAAAUUGUUGCGAAUUCCGCAUUAUUCUUCAGCGCCAGUUAUGAGACCACUUCUGUGACAAUGACCUUCGCGCUUUACGAGUUGGCCGCCAAUCAGCAUGUGCAAACCAAGUUGAGAAAGGAAAUUGAGGAGGUGUUAACGAUACAUGGCAAUGAGGUGAGCUAUGAAUCACUGGCCGAAAUGAAGUACCUGGAUAUGGUAAUCGCAGAAACUCUGCGGAAAUAUCCAAUCUAUCCGUAUCUCGAACGCGUUGCAAACGAGGAUUAUGAAACCGGAAAACCAGGAUUUAUAAUAUACAGCGGCACUAAAGUUCUCAUACCGGUCGAUGCUAUACAACAUGAUCCGGCUAUAUACCCGCAACCGGCGAAAUUCAUGCCGGAGCGUUUCGAUACGGAAAACCUACGUCAACAGCAUCCGGUUGCUUGGCUGCCCUUCGGCGAGGGACCACGUAACUGUAUUGGCAUGCGUCUUGGUCAGUUGCUCAUCCGUAUUGGGCUCGUGGCACUGCUCAAAACGCACAAAUUUUCGACAUGCUCUCGUACUGCCUCAACGUUGGUCUACGAAGGAGCAAGUCUGCUACUGAAGCCCAAGGGCGAUGUGUACUUACGCGCAGAGAAGCAAAGAAUAUUGUAG
Messenger RNA from Rhagoletis zephyria (snowberry fruit fly), 1599 nucleotides. Its product is annotated as cytochrome P450 6a22-like. The record is from RefSeq and is a predicted model, not a curated record. Gene Ontology annotation, molecular function: iron ion binding; monooxygenase activity; heme binding. NCBI's taxonomy places the organism in Eukaryota, Metazoa, Arthropoda, Insecta, Diptera, Tephritidae.